Molecule: messenger RNA, 1306 nt
Organism: Yamadazyma tenuis ATCC 10573
Lineage: Eukaryota; Fungi; Ascomycota; Pichiomycetes; Serinales; Debaryomycetaceae
Source: RefSeq, a predicted model, not a curated record
AUGGUUAUCAAAAGCCUUAGCAUUUAUACAAGGAUACAAGGAUUUAAAAGAUUUAUGUCAUUUGAUACCAAAAUUUUGAAAGUAAAUCCAGAAACAGUGGUUUUCAAAAUUGGAGAGGAUUUACCUACGAUAACUGACCCAGACACCGAGAGGAACCUUCAAAUAGCGGCCAAUGAACUCAAGAACACAAGCAAUGUAGUUGGAUUCCCAACAGAAACCGUAUACGGACUCGGAGGCUCUGCCCUCAACGAUGAAUCUGUCAAGUCAAUCUACAGAGCCAAAAACAGACCGGCUGAUAACCCAUUAAUUGUGCAUGUUUCAUCCAUAGAUCAACUUAAACGUAAGUUACUACCCAAAGACUAUAUCAUACCAAGCAUCUAUAGUUCACUCUUGGAAAAGAUGUGGCCCGGACCGUUGACUAUUCUCCUACCGGUGCACGAGGAUUCAAUCCUCUCGAAGUUAGUUACUGCUGGUCAAGACACUUUUGCGGUAAGACUUCCUAGUCAUCCAAUUGCCAGGGCUUUAAUUGCAUUGAGUGAUACGCCGAUAGCUGCUCCUUCUGCGAACUCUUCUACAAGACCAAGUCCAACAUUGGCCAGUCACGUGUACCACGAUUUAAACACCAAGAUACCCUACAUUUUGGAUGGAGGAUCAUGUAACGUCGGACUCGAAUCAACCGUGGUGGAUGGGUUAUCGCAUCCUCCAAUGCUCCUUAGACCAGGAGGAAUCCUGUUGGAAGAGAUUAGGCGAGUGGGAGGACCUGAAUGGGUAAAUAUUAUCUUGGCAAAAAAAGUCGCCGGUAAGAACGAAGCUGUCCGAACCCCAGGCAUGAAAUAUAGGCACUAUUCUCCAAGUGCUCCUGUAAUACUCUUUUUGAACUGCUCUGACGGGGAAGUGGCCAUCAACAACUAUAUCAAGAAGAGAGACAUUGCUGACUGCAAAUUUGCAUUACUUAGAACGAGAUCUUUCAUUCCUGCUAAAGAGAUUAGCAAGACUAUCAUUGCAGAAAGAGAAUUAGGAACUACUGGCGGUGAAAUCUCUCGAAACCUUUUCAAAAUGUUAAGAGAAGUUGAUGAAUUGGGUGUGGAUUUGAUCUUCGUCGAAGGAGUUGACGAAAUAGAUGAAGGACUUGCCAUAAUGAAUAGACUUAGCAAAGCAGCGUUCGAAACAAUCAUUAAAUCCGACUGAGAAAGUUCACCAAAUCAAAGUCAGUACUCAUGGUCCUGGACAGUACUGCUGCCAGCAAUAUUGUUAGUGCAAACCACCUCGGUAAUAUACACCUGUAAUAUAAUCUCAAGAUAAGGUU